UAACCAGUCCGAGCGCAUAUCUUUUUACUUAUCGUGUUUCGACUUCGAAGUGUAUACAGAAAGAGACAAUUCGAAGGAUUCUGCUUCGCAACACGGAAGCCAGUUGUCUAGUGACUUGUUUAACGACGGACCUCUGCGGCAUCAAAUGGAGGAAGCUCGUGUGGGGCGAAGUAGCCGGCGGUUUCGGGGGAACCCCCCUCGAGGACCCGGUGCUCUCGAGCUUCUCGCGGUGCCUCGCGGGUGACAUUCUCUGCGUGUGGCGGCGUGUCGCCGCUACGCCGGCCACCUCCGGCCCGGCAACCGCCUCGGCAACCGGAGCUGGUAUCUUCGACCUGGGCAUCGCACCCUCGCCCGCACCUUCCCUUUCCCUCACCGCCGCGAAGGAACUCUGGAUCUUCUGGUACGGCGAGGAACCCGAUCUCUCCGGUCUCGUGUCACCAGAACUCAUUGCGUGUGAAAGUGAACAAGGUUCUUGGGAAAGCGGAUUAUCAUACGAGUGCCGGUCACUUCUUUUCAAGGCUCUGCAUAACUUGAUAGAACGGUGCUUACUAUCUCGUGAUUUCGUUCGCUUAGGAAAGUGGUUCGUACAACCUUAUGAUGGAUUCGAGAAACACCGUUGCAGUAGUAGUCACUUGUCGUUCUCGUUUGCAUUCUUUGUUCACGGAGAGAGCACUGUAUGCGCGAGCGUGGAUGUCAGGCAGCACCCUGCCGUACGGCAUCUCACGAGAACUUGUUUGCAACGCACCCAAACCUCCCAAUCUGGCGUUAAAGUGAUUCUAGCUCCUUACGGACUAGCAGGCACGUUAACCGGUUCAGUGGGACGGACCGACAGUCAACUUCUCGAAGAAUGGAAACACUUUUAUCCGAUCAAUGGCAGUAACGUCGAGGCAGGACUACCGCCUCUGGUGGAAGUGCUAGUUGGCGGUGUUCGAAUGCGUUAUCCUUCUUGUUAUGUCCUGGUCACAGAUAUGGACGACACUCCACCUGAUGCUCCUCUUUCUCCGCCAAAUAGCCCUGCUAGUUGCGAACACCCUCUCUUAGGUCAGCAAGAAUUGCGAGCAGCUACCGAAUUACCAGAACGCGUAUGGGCUGAAUGUACUUUGAGUUCGCCGAUCUCUGCUUCCAAGACAGAAUCUUCCACAGAGCCUGGAACCUGGACGUACAUCGAUCCAACGCAAAAGUCUUCCUGUACCUGUUCCAAGUAUACGACCCCCGGGGGUUGGAAGAGCCUGGCCUCCUCUCAGGUUCAGAGGGAGAGAGUAGAUAAAGGUGGACGGAGGGUCGUACCGUUUCAUCGACGCUCUACCACCCAGUGGGAUGCUUGCCCCUCUGUCCCUGCUAAUGCCCCCAGGUCUGUGUUGAACAGAACAGAAGCGCCAAGUACACCGCCGGGAGGGCCUCCUUCUUAUUCGAGGGGACCACCAACAGGAGGAGAUUGUCUACCAGUACCAUCGGUUGGCUCGCCAGGUUCCCCAGCACCUUCGCCUCUUCCAACUCCACAUUCCGAGCCAGCAUCGGUUCCACCAGCAGAGCCAACAAUGCCUACUCUCAGUCCUCAACCACCACCCAGUCACCCAAAUACUGCCCCACCGUUAACACCAUCUCAAGGGCCAAAGUCAACCUCUUCUGCAUGCAAUAACCAAGUACAUAGUCCAGCACCUGGACCAACAUUAAAACGACCAGUUUUAGCCUCUAGAGAAUGUGAGGAUAUAUAUUUAGAAAACGAACAGUCGUUACCUUGGCUAUACGAUUAUUCGACGCAAGAAGCAUGGCUCAAUCAUCCUGUGAAACGUUUUAAGGAAUCGAAUAACAGUCCGGUUAACGUGCGGAGUAACACAUUGUAUCCACCGAUGAAUUCUCAGGCUCCACAAUCUCAGACUCCAAAAUUAGAAAUUAAGCAAGAACCAAAUGUCGGUGUUGGAGAUUGCAUUGGAAGAAGAUCGGAUCCUUACGAGUUUGACGCGACAGGUGAAGAAAACGGUACAAACGUCGAUGGACUUAGACGGCAAAGGGAGGAUCCUACCAAGCCGGGAUCUUUAUAUACCAGCGAAGGUCUUCAGGCAUCCUAUAAAGACUUAGACCAAAUUUUUGACAAUUCCGAUCCUGAUACUUCUAGCGACGAAACUAACAUGAACCAGCCUCAAGUACAAACCCCGCCGGAGUCGAAUAGAUCCAGUGGAUUACACGAAGAAACUAGAGUAGACGCGAACAACAGACACAAUAACAGAGGUGUAGGAGUGUUAAGACCAGAAGAACUUUCAAAAAUGUUUCCUACACCACCGUCACUCGAGCAUAAUCCGGUUGCUUCGCCUUGCCCGUUAAGCGACCCAUUGAUGGACCAGACGGAACUUUCUGUACCUCAACGACCACUCAGGCAUCUCCCUGACAUCUAUCCAAACAUGGGAUCCCCUCAAGAAGAGCCAAUCGACGAUUGGUCGUACGUGUUCAAACCGGCGGCGAUCUGUAAAAUGGUUGGUUCUUCCAAGUAUGCUCCUUUAACAAAUUUACCCAGCCAAUCUUUACCGCCCGUUACACUGCCGUCGCACUGCGUGUACAGACCUUCUUGGCAGUGCAAUCCUACUUCCAACAAUACAGAUAAACCGCUACCGCCAACCAGACCUGGCUCGGUUCAGCAACAACCACCGCCAAGCCCGGCGCCAUUAGGAGCGCCGUAUCGCUCGGCGACCAUCACCGGACGACCACCGCCGCCGCCGUACGACCAACCGAGUCCUGCAACCUCGACCACUUCGUCGUAUUUGAACAAAAACCUGAACAGUAUUGAGGCGGACACGCCGGGGCCCGCACGUGCACCGGAAUCGAACUCUCUUAUAGUGAAUAUCCUAUUGGGCGAUACAGCGCUCAACAUUUUUCGCGACCACAAUUUCGACAGUUGCAGCCUUUGCGUGUGUAACGCGGGUCCUAAAGUCGUCGGGAACAUCAAAGGCGCUGAUGCCGGGGUGUAUCUGACCCACUCGUGGUCGGCCGGUGCUUUGUACCAGGACGACGAUCAGAUCAGAUGCAGCUGCGGAUUUAGCGCGGUUGUGAAUCGACGGUUGGCACACAAAGCUGGUCUCUUCUUCGAGGACGAGAUGGAGAUCACCGGGAUCGCCGAGGAUCCCUCGGAGAAGAAGAAAGCGUCGUUGGUAGCUGUCGCGUGCGGUGGUGGGAAAACAUCGGAAGGUUUAGACGCGAUACCGCCUAACGUGUUAGAAUUACUCAGAGAACAAUGUCUGAUCGUGCAGAGUUCCGCGAGCAGCCUGUACAGAGCGUCUAGGAUCUACGCGGCGAUGAAGAGUUACCCGAUGCUCGCGCCAACAGUGAAUACCCUCGAGUUCAACGACGGGAACGAAGUGUCGUUGGCGGCCCUCGAUCAGGGUAAAAUCGACGGUACCCAUAACGAGAGGACUAAUCGCGUGAACGGUGUGCAUCGAUGGGUGUUCCUCAGAGCUAAAGGUCCUCAGUGUAGUGGUGAUAUCGUAAGAAUGAUGAGGGCUCUGCAACCUCUGUUGCAAGACGCUGUACAGAAGAAAUGUACCACGCGUAUGUGGGAGGCACCGUACACCGUUGCGGGUCCUCUUACCUGGAGGCAGUUCCAUCGUUUAGCCGGACGCGGUACCGACGAUCGCUGCGAACCUCAACCGAUACCCGCGUUGGUUGUCGGUUACGAUCGCGACUGGCUAUCCUUGUCUCCUUACGCGUUGAGCUAUUGGGAAAAAUUACUUCUGGAACCAUACGCCGGGCCCAGGGACGUCGCCUACGUGGUCGUCGCUCCGGACAGCGACUGUGUCGUCAAUAAAGUGAAAUCGUUUUUCCGUGAACUAUCAACCACGUACGAAAUCUGUCGGCUAGGAAGGCAUACACCUAUCUCGAAAGCACUGCGCGAUGGCAUUCUUCGCGUAGGGAAAUCAUCCGUGCAGAAGCAAACAAAACAACCUAUAGACGACUGGUUUAAACUUUUAGGAGAGAAUCAAUUGGGAGAACUGUUGCGAUUAUACGCUCAAGUCUGUAAUCAUCGAUUAGCCCCGUAUUUAACGCAAGUUAUACAAGAUCGAAGUUUGUUAGAUCCUGGAGAUUCGCAGGCGAUCAAUAAGCAACAACAACAGCAAACUAUACCUGUUACCGACACGAUGCCUGCCACGCCUGACGUAAUGACCACCAAACCUGAAUCUGUUGAGGGAGAAAAUCCCAGAAGCGAAACUCCAUCGUCGAACACCGCAACAAAUACAAAUUCUAAUACCGGUAAUACGACACCAACUUCUCAAACUGCCACGAUACCCACUAAUACCACGUCGGGUCCAGACGAAGAGGAAGUCGAACCUCCGGCUGUCGUUGUUUAUCUAGUAGAACCGUUCUCCCUAGGAGGCCCCGAAGAUCCUGAUCGUCGAAGACUCGCAAUUCUAGCAUUGUUACGUGCAUACUCGGCCGCGGUCAAUAGUAUGCCUGAAAACAUUAGGUCGAAUAUCAACGUUCAGUUAAUAUCCUUGGAAAGUAUAAUGGAGUUAGGGCGAGCUAGGGAAAGGCGCAAGAUACAGGACGAGAUGAGAGCCUUAGCUUUAAACGUGUUUCUGCAGGGUCGACGAUUGUUGAACCAUAACUCCACGGUAAAAAGUCUAACCGGCUUUGGUACCGCUGCUGCCGCGGAUCUUUUCCUUAAGAGUAAAGACUCUUGUCGUAAUACUGUUGCAACUAUACAUCAGGAACGGAAUCGAGCACCGUACCGACUGUACGCACCCGCCUACGUGUUGGCCCCGCUACGGGCCAAGAGCGAAGCACCGGAAUCGUUUGGGAUCGCCGGACCGGAGGAAUGCGCUGUUCUUUAUCUUAGCUACUGCCUAAGUGAGGAUCAAUCUUGGUUACUCGCAGUCGCUACCGACGACAGAGGCGAGAUAUUCGAAACGGCUACCAUCAACAUCGACAUACCGAACAGGAAGAGAAGGAAACGCGCCUCGGCCAGACGAAUCGGAUUGCAAAAGUUAAUGGAUUUCAUACUUGGAGUGAUGUCCCAAGGUGUAAGUGUACAACCGUGGAGGUUAGUAGUAGGUCGCGUGGGUCGGAUCGGUCAUGGAGAAUUGAAAGGUUGGAGUUGGUUGUUAUCUAGAAAAGCCCUUUUAAAAGCUUCGAAACAUCUGAAGGAAAUAUGCGGCCAGUGUAGUCUUCUUUAUCCGUCGGCGGCACCUUGCGUGCUUAGCGCCUGUUUAGUUUCCCUUGAACCAGAUUCCACUCUUAGGCUGAUGGCUGACCAAUUCACACCCGAUGAGAGAUUUAGCCAGGCGUCGGUAAACUGCCAAUUAUCCACACCACAAGACGUUACAUGUACUCAUAUUCUCGUCUUUCCCACAUCUGCUACCACUCAGUCAUCACAGACUGCAUUUCAAGAGCAACACAUUAACGGACCAGAAUUAGGAGACGAUGAACUAUUCUCAGCGCUGAACGAUGAUAUGCCCGAAGGUAUAGAAGGUAUGGGAGACUUCAACGAUAUCUUCAGUGUGUGGCCGGAGGCUGGCGCUGGUGGAGGACAGAGCCCUGGUGGUAGUCCGCAUCGUCCCGAAGGAUCCCCACUGGGUGGAGAUGGUGGUGGAUCGGGUUUAGGAAAUCACGAUGGUCCUGGUAGUCCGUUUCCGUGUAGCAACACACCAAGAGUAGCAGUUGCUGAACAGGCAGAGGAAGUUGGAACGCUAUUACAGCAACCACUUGCUCUUGGUUAUCUAGUAUCUACUGCACCGACGGGACGAAUGCCACCAUGGUUUUGGUCAGCUUGUCCUCAUCUUGAGGGUGUUUGCCCCGUGUUCUUGAAGAAUGCCUUACAUUUGCAUAGUCCAGCAAUACAGCAGAAUAGUGACGAUCUGUUGCAACAACAAAGUGCGCUCACUGCUCAUCCAUUAGACUCGCAGUAUACCACCGAUGUGCUCAGAUACGUACUGGAGGGAUACAAUGCAUUAUCGUGGCUCGCAGUGGAUGCGAACACGAAGGAUCGUCUAUCCUGCUUACCAGUGCACGUGCAAGCGCUCAUGCAGCUCUACCAUGCGGCGGCAGCUCUCGUCUGACCCACACCCUCUUUCUUCGUAGUGCAGUAUGUGCACCUCUUUCACGCACUCCUUUACCAAUACCGUCACUUGGGGCUUUACGAGAGCAACUGGUUUCCUACAUCCGUCUUCAACUGUAUAUUAGAGACCCCUCAGCUUCUCUGGAUAACCGGGAAAGAACGAUCCUUCGAUUAAAGAUCCUCCGAAUGCGUAACUCGGGUUCUCUUUUUUUCUUUUUUCACCUCGCGACUUAGUAAUACAGACCCGAUAGUUAAAGUUUUUCUAUUUCUGUAAUUUAAUAGGUGGAGAAAAAAAAAGAAAAAGAAACGAAUGGAUUGUACUUUAUGUUUUACCAAUAAUCACAACGAUUAUCGACCAUAUAUAAUUGCCGCAUACCAAAAUGGAGUCUGACGAGAAUGAAAGUUAAAUGUUGCAUGCGAGAGACUGAGAGAACUAAAGAGAGAGAUGCGUGUAAAAAAAACGGGGAAACAAAAUAAGAGAGCGCGUUAAAAGAAGUUUACCUUUCGAUUGCCUCUCUAUCGGUAGAUAGUUCAAUUACGAAUCAGAAUCUCUAGAAAAUUACGUAACCAAAACGUUUUUAAUUGUAAAUUGAAUUUUGUACAAAGCUUUUAUUAUUAAUAACGACGAAGUAAUAUAAAAUGAUAUUACGUUGUUUUUUAAUUUUAUAUAGAUGAUAUAAAUGAGAAGAAGAACGGAAAGGGAGGCGAUACUUCUUUUUUACAAGUAAACGAAAAAAAAAAAUAUGAAAUGCCUCGUACAAGCCCCUGGUGUGAGAUAAGUACGACAAUUAUUAUAAUAUUAUAAUUAUAUUAUGCUCCGCGCGGCACUGGGUCACUGUUAUCAUGUUUCCUGGACCCGUUAGCGCAAUUUUUCGAUGCUGUUUGACAAAUUUUAUUCGAAUUAGGUGACCUCUAUAUAUUAUACAUACAUUAAUAGUGUAAAAUAUUGUUUUUAAAUAAUUUAUCAAAUGAGAGACAUCGCCGAGAUGAUAAUUAGAUAAUUGAGAAUGAGCUGAGGGAUGAAAAAAAAAGCGGAGAACACAGAGGGUUUGUUCCUGCUGCAAUUUAGGAA
Molecule: messenger RNA, 7115 nt
Organism: Osmia bicornis bicornis
Lineage: Eukaryota; Metazoa; Arthropoda; Insecta; Hymenoptera; Megachilidae
Gene: skd
Product: mediator of RNA polymerase II transcription subunit 13
Exons: 17
Coding region: 933-6044 (1703 amino acids)
Biological process (GO): regulation of transcription by RNA polymerase II
Cellular component (GO): mediator complex
Molecular function (GO): transcription coregulator activity
Source: RefSeq, a predicted model, not a curated record